Plasmodium cynomolgi strain B is the source of this 477-nucleotide messenger RNA. RefSeq lists its product as hypothetical. The transcript has a single exon. NCBI's taxonomy places the organism in Eukaryota, Apicomplexa, Aconoidasida, Haemosporida, Plasmodiidae. The annotation marks the transcript as partial. The record is from RefSeq and is a predicted model, not a curated record.
GAGAAGCCAAAUAUAAUGAAUUCAUUAAUCUUAAAUUUGUUAAUGAUCUAGCAGCACGUCUAGGAAAUGAUGGUGUUUUUUUUCACACUAGUACAAACAUAGCUUGUAAUUAUAUUAACUACAAAUUAAACGAAAGUUUGAGGAAGCAUCAUAGUUAUAAAUAUAAGAGAGAUUAUAGUAUUUUUAAGGAGUUUUCAAGGGAAUUUUCUUACCAAAUAUAUAAUAAUUAUCAUGCCGAUAGUUCAUGUGAAAAUUAUAUAGAAUACCUAGAUAAUGACAUAUAUAAUAGAAUAUCAAUCUUAUAUCAAAUUUAUUAUUUCUAUAAUGAGCUUAAAAGUCAAAAUGAAUACAUAAAUACAAAUUCCAAGGGUAUGUUAUGUGACAACAUUAAUUUGUUAGUUCGCUUAUCUAAUGAUGCUAUAAAUGAGAACAAAAUAAAUAAUGAAUCUAUUAGUGUAAUAAAAAUUUUAAGAAAAU